Vicugna pacos (alpaca) is the source of this 1912-nucleotide messenger RNA. The record is from RefSeq and is a predicted model, not a curated record. Lineage: Eukaryota; Metazoa; Chordata; Mammalia; Artiodactyla; Camelidae.
GCGCACUUGGUGCUGGCCGCCGGCUCGGGGAACGUACCAACCGCGGGACGGGGGUGGGCGCGGCGCCGCGGGCUGUUGCUCCCGGAGGUGUAGCCCUUUGCGACCCGGGACCCCCCCCCCCCGGCUCUGCGGGGGCCUUUGGCGCCUUCGGGUACGACUCGCGGCGGCGCGGAGGUGGGUGCGGGCGGCGGCCCCUUGCUACCCGCCGCGGGGGCGCGGUCGGCCACAGCAGGAGCCGCGUCCAGCUCCGCCAGCCCAGCCAGCCCGACCCCUGGCCGUAGAUUCACGUAGAUUCAAGGUUGGCGCUGCACAGUGUCCACCUCGCUGUCAUCCUGACAUGGUUCAGUGGAAAAGAGAGGGGUAGCAUUACCGUGGGUCCCAGGGAUUGCACACGAUCCUGGACCUAUCCCCAGGGGGCUGUCAGGAGAUAAGGAUCCGGAAGCAGUAGCCUAAGUGAGAGCAGGCCGGCCACGGGCCCACCUAGUUCUGUGUUCUUGGGAGCAAUGAAGCCUACCGACUGCUUCUGGAGGCCCGGCGCCGGCUCUGGACCUCCACUCUGCCACUGACCAUCACAUUGCCGCUCUGGGUUUACGUUUCCUCAAUCAAAACAAGAGCGGAGCCUGGGCCUGUCUUCUCAUUGCCCUAAGCUCCCAAGCAUGUUGGAAGUAGAAACGGUCAGAAAGCCCCCCAAGAAACAUACCCCCUCGAGGUCAGUGGGGCAAGAGCCCCCUCUGUGUGCUGACUCUGCCGAGACCAGAUCCAAGAGCCCAGCCACCACUCUGGCUUCUUCCAGCUCCAAGUUCAACACCAGAGCCACCAACACCUCUUGUGGACUUGGCUGGGAUGCUGGGGGGCACCUGCCAGAGAACGAAGUCAAGCUUGAGUUUGCAGACAUAGAGGAGAAGGCCGGUGGCUCCAGGAAGAUCAGAGCCUCCAACUCCCAGAAGAAGAGUGAGAGGGAGCUGCCCCUGCAGAGGAAGAGACCUCGACCCCUCCCCAGAGCCUUGUCUGUCCCUUCGCCUGACCAGGCUUUCCUGGAGGAGCAGGAGGAAGGUCCCCUGGGCCCGCAUGUCUGCAGCAAGAAGAGAAGGGCCUACUCCCUGGAGAGGCCUGGUCUUCACCCAGCUGUCUCUGGGGCAAAUUGCCACGCCAGCCCUGGGCAGGAUAAGAAUAAGCCAAAGGGAGACCCUGGACCCUGUGGUCUCAAAUCUGUGCUGGGGCAGGAGCCCCCGGUGCAGCCUAGGAAGAAGGUGUCCAAGCAGAAGGCAUGUGGACGGAGAAAGGAGGGGGAGCCGGCAGCAAGGACAUUGAGGGACCCAGUGCUCAGCUCUGGACAGGCCCCUUCCAGCCUGGUACUGGUUCAGACCAGCAGCCUGGACAGGCGAGAGGUGGGCCAGCCUGGUGAGAAUGAGGUGAGGCAGACCGAUGUCCUCAUAGCCCGCCUGGCCAGAGAGGUGCGUCACCUCAAGAAGUGGAAGAAGAGGCAUUUGCUCCCUGGCGUUGGGGAGCAGCCGCCCCUGCUGAGCCUCCAGAGGCCACUCUGCCCCAAGAAGCUGGUCAGCACCGCAGGGGUGGAGGCCAAGGGCUGGGCCCCCGGGCCGCCCCCGGGCCCCCUGGACACCACGGGCCAGAAGCCCACGCCCGACCUGAGACGAUUCUUCACCACCGUCAACUACAGGAACAUCUGCCGAGUCACCUGCACUCUGUGCCACGCGAGCAUCAAACAGGGCAAGGUGAAGGGGCAGUCCCAGCCCUCAGGUCUGGUCCGCCACUUGGCAAGGACCUGCUGGCCUGUGAGUGGGGGUGUUGGAAACAGGUCUCCUUCAGGGAGAGCAGCCAGCUGACCUCCAGUGGCACCUACAUCCCAGUGACGGACCUGCCAGGGCCACCUAGGCCCACUUUGUCCCAUGGA